Messenger RNA from Chaetura pelagica (chimney swift), 2232 nucleotides. It is a transcript of the gene PHRF1, whose product is annotated as PHD and ring finger domains 1. The record is from RefSeq and is a predicted model, not a curated record. Bases 1 to 2232 code for a protein of 743 amino acids. The transcript has 16 exons. Lineage: Eukaryota; Metazoa; Chordata; Aves; Apodiformes; Apodidae.
AUGGAUGAUGACAGCCAGGAUGAACUGCUGAACAAGAAUGCUGCACUAGGCAAGGGCAAAAGACAGUGUGUUGUGCUCCUCAGUGAAACAGAAAACAAUGGUGGAAAUAGCUGUGAUUCAGAAGAUGAUACUGGAAGUGAGGAGGAAGAUGAUGGCACUGAGGAGGAGGGAGGUGAGGAGAACAAGGAAGAAAGUGAAGAUGAAGAAUUAGAAGAUUGUGAAGAUGAUGAUGAAGAGGAGGAGGAGGAAGGAACUGAGUUCACUGUGGGAGGAAUGACUGAUUCUCUGAAAUUAGAGCCACAAGGAAAUGAAGCAAGCAUUUCCUCUGAUGAGGAUGGUGAAAACUGCCCCAUUUGCCUCAAUGCAUUUAGGGAUCAGGCUGUUGGGACUCCUGAGAAUUGUUCCCAUUACUUCUGCUUGGACUGCAUUGUGGAGUGGUCUAAGAAUGCAAACUCCUGUCCAGUGGAUCGAAUCCUCUUUAAAUACAUCAGCAUUCGGGUACAUUUUGGUGGUAAAAUCUUACGAAAGAUUCCUGUUGAGAACACGAAAGUUCAGGGUAAUGAUGGAGAGGAUGAUCCAACCUUCUGUGAGGUGUGUGGCAGAAGCGACCGUGAGGAUCGCCUGCUGCUGUGUGAUGGCUGUGAUGCAGGAUAUCAUAUGGAAUGCCUUAAUCCACCUCUGAGUGAAGUCCCUGUAGAUGAAUGGUUCUGUCCAGCCUGUGCCCCCACGGGUGUCAGUACUGCUGCAGAUACGCAUCAUGUCAGUGAAGAAGCCCCCGUGGCUGAUGUUAUUCCUACCACCAGUAGGCUACGCCCUCAUGUCCGAACUCGAGCUAUAGCCAGAACUCGGCAGAGCGAACGAGUUAGGGCAACAGUGAACAGAAACCGGAUAACAACAGCUCAACAAAUUCAGCAUGUGCCAAGGUACUUCAUGUCCUCGCUUCUGGAUGAAACAAUUGAGGCAGUUGUAGCAGGCCUAAACACAGCCGUGUACCAGCGUCCUUUUACACCACGGGCUCCUACAAGGCAGAAAAAAAAAGGUAGGAGGAAGAAAGUAGGAGGCAAAAAAAGAACUCCAGCAAAAUCAUCUUCUGGAAAGAAAAGUUCAGGGACACAGCUGAAGAGACGCAAGUGUCUGAUAAAGAAGAAAAGGGGGAAAAAGAGGAGAGUGAAAAAUGAGGUUACUGCUCGUUCCCGUAUUGCAAGAACGCUUGGUCUUGGUAAACCUCUGCGUGGGGCCUCACUUCCUUCCAUCUACAAACCAGCAGAGCCCUCACUUGGCCUGAUGAGAUCAGAUAUUGGUGCAGCUUCUCUGUCUGUGUUUGGCGAUCCAUAUGAGUUGGAUCCUUAUGAAAGUAAUGAAGAGGUUCCAGCAAAUCUAGAUUCACCAGUGAGCACCAAAAGGAGAGUUCUCUCCCAGUCAGCACUAAGGUCUCACUGUCCUGUAGCUAGACCUGUUUCUGUGGGACUUCCCAGAAGCAGUGUACCUGCCUUGAAUCUUGAUCAAGAAGUAGAAGCUGCCCCUGUGCCAGAUCUGCUGGGAAGUAUCCUGUCUGGACAGAGCUUUCUCAUGAUGAGUAGUUCAGAUGUGAUCAUCAACAGAGAUGGUUCACUGACGGCAAAGAAAGCAGGGAUUCCAUUUUACAGACUUCAGCGAGCAAAAGAAGGGGCCUGGAAAGCAGAGGACUUGAACCAAACAUUAAAUCAGGUGUACUGUCAAAAUAUACCUUUGACGCCAUCUCUGCCCUCAAGCCUUCCCCCCUGUGCCCCUGUCAGCCAGCCCACCGUUCAGUUUAUCAUGCAGGGUAGUCUUCCAGCACUUGGCUGCAUGGCAGGACAGAGCCUGAUUCCAGAGCCGGGCACCUUGGCUGCUGCAUCUGAACCGGGAAUCCAGUCUGCUUCCAUUGGAAAAACAGAAGAAAAGAUCAAAGCACCCAAACCUCCAGUGGAUAAAAUAAAAAAUGAGGAAUACAUGAAGAAGCUUCACAUGCAGGAAAGGGCUGUGGAAGAAGUGAAACUUGCUAUUAAACCUUUUUACCAGAAGAGGGAGAUUACAAAGGAGGAGUACAAGAACAUUCUUCGAAAAGCAGUGCAAAAGAUCUGCCACAGCAAAAGUGGAGAGAUCAACCCUAUGAAGGUAGCUAAUCUGGUGAAGGCAUAUGUGGAAAAAUACAAACAUAUGAGGAAACAUAAGAAAUCUGAUGAUGCAGAUACACAUGAAGCAGAAAACUGA